AGAGCACAUACGUGCGCCUGUGCAAUUGCUCCUCCCCCCCAGUCAAGUGUAGAGGAGACACGGAAGCGAAGGUUUUUUGAGAGUCAGAGUGUGUGUGGGGGUGUGAAGAAGAGCGGAAGGGGGUGUACACACAGACACACACAUGCUGGUAACAAAUGUAACUGACAAAGCAGUGAUCCUAGUGGAGUAAAGGUUUUUAGGAGGAGAAAGGUCAGAGAGGAGCUGUUACCAAUGUUCUGAUCGAGGUUGUGCUCAUCUUUUUUUCCUGCUCUACCUCAUUCGUACCUUCAUCAUGUCGCUGCUGACUCACGUGCUGGUGUGCCUUUUCGGGAUGGGCUCCUGGGUGGCCAUCAAUGGCAUGUGGGUGGAGCUUCCCUUGGUCGUCAAAGAGAUCGAAGAGGGGUGGUACCUGCCCUCCUAUCUCACAGUCCUCAUCCAAAUGGCCAACAUAGGUCCUCUCUUCAUCACUUUGAUGCAUCGCUUCCGCCCGGGCGCACUGGAUGAGCGGCCUGUCAUCUACUGCAUUGUGGGGUUGGGAAUUGUCGCCACAUUCCUGCUGGCUUUCUUCUGGAAGCACACAAUGAUAAUAGCUGGUUCUUUGCACAGCGUGCCUCUGCUGGUUUUAAGCUUCCUGCUGUCUGUGGUGGACUGCACAUCAUCAGUCACCUUCCUGCCUUUCAUGAUGCGUCUGCGUCCACAGUAUCUCACUACAUACUUUGUAGGCGAAGGCCUCAGUGGCCUUGUGCCUGCAGUGGUGGCUUUGAUUCAAGGUGUGGGUGUAGUUCACUGUGUAAAUGGCACUUUGGCUGUAAACACAUCAGCUCCUAACUCCAGUGUGGCAAGCAGUGGUGAGCUAAAUGAGGUCCAACAGCCGGCUAAAUUCUCAGUCCAGGUUUUCUUCAUUUUCCUGAGUGCUAUGAUGGUUGUGUGCCUGGUAGCCUUCAUCCUGCUCAACCUCCAUCCAGCUGUGGCUCGGGAGAGAAAGAGUGACCCAUACUUCAGUCCAGACCCGGAUAAUGAGAAGAGGGAACAAGCUUUCUCUCUGCAUGCCCAAACACCAGAGCAGAAGCCAAUGAUCAGUCCUCAAGAGGCUGCCGGGAAAGAACCAAGGAGCUCAUUUGGAAAGGGGACAUACAACAACCUAGAAGUGGUGUUCAUCUUUGUUGUGCUGGCUUGGGUCAAUGCUCUGACCAAUGCGGUGCUGCCCUCCGUGCAGUCCUUCUCCUGUCUGCCUUAUGGCAGCAAAGCCUACCAUCUGGCUGCCACCAUGGCUGCUGUUGCUAACCCGGUAGCCUGCUUCAUUGCCAUGUUUGUACCAGUAAGGUCUCUUAUUUUUAUGUUUUUUUUUACUAUUUUUGGUACUGGUUCUGGAGCCUACAUCAUGGCCAUGGCCUCUCUGAGUCCCUGUCCUUUACUGGUCCACUCUGCCUAUGGAACCGUAGUCAUUGUGCUGGCCUGGAUCCUGUUUGUCCUCUCCCUGUCUUACGUGAAGGUCAUCAUCGGGGUUAUUCUGAGGGAUGAAGGGCACAGCGCCCUUGUGUGGUGUGGUACUGUAGUGCAACUGGGCUCCAUGCUUGGUGCCGUGUCCAUGUUUCCACUGGUCAGUGUCUACAGAGUUUUCAGGUCGGGCGAUGCCUGCAACACUAAGUGUCCGUUGUAGACAAUAGACAUGUUUGCACUGUUGUACAAUCUUUUGGGUAGAUUGCACUUACUUUAGCUACACUGAGUGUAAUUCAGUCAUGAGUUUUACAUACUCCAACUAGCUUUGGGAGAGCUGAGAGGAUGCAGCUUAUCUCUCACACUCCUCUGUUUAAUGUCAGAUAAUUUAUUUCUAUUUAUUGAAAUAUGGAUUAAGCGUUACAAACUGCUCAAAUUUCAACCACACCGUCAGUGCUUCAGACCAAAUCUUGGAGUAUUUUUUUAAACAUGUUUCCAAUUCUUUAUCAAUAGAUAGGUCAUUUUACUUGAACGUUUAGAGUGAUAUGAAAGAGUUGUUGUCAUUGUUUCUAUGAAGAUCAUUUGGAACUGUGGGCUUUUAAAUGUGCCUUACAACUAGAUGAAAGAUUUUAUUUGGUUAAAAAAAGUUUUUCGACUAAACUUGUUUUAUGUUACUGGAGUGGAGAUACUGUUUGUCUUUUAAAAAUAAAAUCUGUUAAAAUAA
This is a messenger RNA of Girardinichthys multiradiatus, 2161 nucleotides long. Its product is annotated as riboflavin transporter 2-like. The coding region runs from base 293 to 1660 and encodes 455 amino acids. The record is from RefSeq and is a predicted model, not a curated record. The transcript is spliced from 4 exons. Gene Ontology annotation, molecular function: riboflavin transmembrane transporter activity. Gene Ontology annotation, biological process: riboflavin transport. Gene Ontology annotation, cellular component: plasma membrane. Lineage: Eukaryota; Metazoa; Chordata; Actinopteri; Cyprinodontiformes; Goodeidae.